AUGUCUGCUGAGGAACAACAAGCUAACACGUCGCUGUUGGAGCGCAUUCAGCGCCCCGAGGUGAGCAAGGAGACGGCGAAGAAGAUUUCUUUGAUUGAGGAGCAGUUUGCUAGGGCGGAGGUGGAGCAGUUGCGCCAGUCUACUCUCCUGCUUCGUCCUCUGUUCGAAAAGCGCAGCCAGGUCAUCGCCGAGCCGGAUUUGCGCGACACCUUCUGGACUCGUGUCAUGCUCAAUGCGCCCGCCGAGGUCGAGGAAUACAUCACCAUGACCGAUGCCACGAUUCUCGCUUCGACUCUUAAGAACCUGACCGUGGAGCGUUUCGAAAUCGAUGAGAAGGGCCAGGGCGAGCCCCGCAGCUUCCGCUUGACCUUUGAGUUCCGUACCGGCGAUGAGAACCCUUACUUUGAGAACGAGAAGCUCGUCAAGACCUUCUACUGGCGCAAGCAGGUCAUCACUACCCCCAAGGGUCACAAGCGCACUUGGGACGGUCUGGUCUCUGAGCCUGUCCGCAUCAACUGGAAGAAGGACCAGGAUCCUACCAAGGGUCUGCUGGACGCUGCUUGCGACCUUGCUGAGGCGGAGAAGAAGGGCGGAGACCGCAAGAAGCUGCCUGAGUUCACCAAGGUCCUUGAGAAGAAGGAUGAGAUUGAGGCUGCUGAGGACCAGGAGAUGGGUGAUGAUGAGGAUGAGCUCCCUGAGGAUGGCCCCGGUGGUAUGAGCUUCUUCGCUUUCUUCGGCUACCGUGGCAGCGAUGUCACUGCUGAGCAGUCUGAGACCGCGACCAAGGAGGACAACGAGAAAUUUGAGAAGCUUCUCAAGGGCGAGCCUGUUGAGGGCGAGAAUGAGGAGGAUGAUGACGAGGAUGACGACAUUGAGGAUGAGUUCGAUGACAUUGAGGUCUUCCCUGGUGGUGAGGAGCUCGCUAUUGCGAUCGCUGAGGACCUCUGGCCCAACGCUCUGAAGUACUAUGUCACGGAUCAGGCCAUCGAGGAGGUCGACUUUGACGACAGCGAGCUUGAUAUCUCAGGAGACGAGGAGGAGGACGAGAACGACCGUCCCCGCAAGAAGACCAAGGUCUAA
Aspergillus luchuensis is the source of this 1080-nucleotide messenger RNA. RefSeq names its product histone chaperone napB. Gene Ontology annotation, biological process: nucleosome assembly. NCBI's taxonomy places the organism in Eukaryota, Fungi, Ascomycota, Eurotiomycetes, Eurotiales, Aspergillaceae. The record is from RefSeq and is a predicted model, not a curated record. The transcript is spliced from 3 exons. Bases 1 to 1080 code for a protein of 359 amino acids. Gene Ontology annotation, cellular component: chromatin; nucleus. Gene Ontology annotation, molecular function: histone binding; chromatin binding.